Molecule: messenger RNA, 1755 nt
Organism: Colletotrichum karsti
Lineage: Eukaryota; Fungi; Ascomycota; Sordariomycetes; Glomerellales; Glomerellaceae
Exons: 2
Coding region: 1-1755 (584 amino acids)
Biological process (GO): regulation of DNA-templated transcription
Molecular function (GO): DNA-binding transcription factor activity, RNA polymerase II-specific; zinc ion binding
Source: RefSeq, a predicted model, not a curated record
AUGGUCAACACGGGACACCCGAGCAGAGCAUGCAAGCUCUGCCGCGCGCGAAGGAUCAAGUGUGACGAGACCAAGCCGUUCUGCCUGAAGUGCGCGAAGUCGAAAAGGGUAUGCCCGGGCUACCGUGACGCUUUCGAGAUCAAUCUUCGCGACGAGACUCAGUCGACAAUCCGCAAGGCCAAGUCGGCCGCUCUACGGAAGGCUAUUCGUGAGGGUCGCGCGACGGAGCAGGACGCGGAAAAUGAGAGUCAGAGUCAGAGUCAGAAUCAGAGUCAAAGUCAGAGCAAAAGCAAAGUGACUGAAUGGACACCACCACCGCCACCACUACCUCGAAAACAACAGAUCAUCGCCAUUCCCGAAGAUGACUGGCUAGACAGACACUCCACUUCAUCAUCUUCCGACGUGUCCCCUUCCAUGUCAUACGCGUCAUCGCUCUCAUACAUCAGCAAUCAAGCGCCAGACACGUUUGUUUCGUUCAAGGACCUGGAGGGAGGCACAUACGGCAUGCCGCAGACGUUACAGACACCACUCGACCAGCAGGCUACCUGUUUCUUCCUGGCAAAUUAUGUUCUGGCGCCUCCGACUGGCGUUGGACGAGGUAUCCUCACAUUUGUUCUGCCGCUGUUGAACAUUCCGAGUUACCAGUACUCGCCGCUGCAAUCGGCCUUCUCGGCGGUUUCGAUGGCCGCCCUCGCCGGAAGACCGAAUUCGCGUCGAUUGUUCUCAAUGGCGCAUCUUCAUUACAGCAAAGCUCUGGAGGACUUAACGCGAGCCAUGCAAGACAAAGUCGCGGUGAGGCAAGACACGACCCUUGCUUCUGCCAUCUUGUUGGCAUUUUACGAGGGGUUGGUAUCGGACGACGUGGAAAUGUCUGGCUUCAAGAAGCACAUUUCAGGAGCAACAGCCAUCGUGAAGCUGCGAGGGUCCCAGCAGACAGCAACGGGGGUAGGACUGAGCAUGUUUGAGUUUGUACGAGCGACUUCGGUGAGACAAUACACAUUCUUCUCCAAUAUCUCCUUGGAAGAUUUGACCUGGUGGGCCCGUCAGGCAGUUUGCGACACUGUUGGUCACCAGGCACUCGUCUUGAAUCUGCAGACGACGCUGAUUCGCGCCGAAGCCGACAGCCUGCUCAAAGGUGCAAGGACAACAGACAAGAUUGACAAAGCUCUGAAACUGCUGCAAAGAGCUCGAAAAAUGGACGACGAACUUGGCUUGUGGUUCGACAAGUGUCCUCCGGCUUGGAGAAAGGUCAUUUCGGGUUCGGCCAUCAACGUGCCGGACGACAAGAUCGCUCUGGUAUCGGCGUUUCCAGGGCCCAUAUACGAUUAUCCAAACGUUUGGGCUGCAGGCAAGCACAUCAACACCCACGUUUCCAGAUUGCUACUUAACCAGGUGGUUGUUCGGUGCAUCGCGUGGGUUUGUGCACCGAGCGAUCACACCUUGACCAAGGAAUACAUUGACGCAAACAAGAUUGGCAAAGAGCAAGUAGCGGACAUCAUCUCAAGCACGCCGUACUUUUUCGGGUGGACCGGAGAUGCUCUGAGUACGCCAUACUUCCCCUGCGGAACAUCCGAGAUGCCGAAAGGCCUGGCUGGUGUCUCGUGCAUGUGGCCACUCUUGGCCACUGGCUCGAGUCGAUUUGCAACCAGGAGGCAGCGCAUCUACGUCAAGGCCCGUCUCGCAAAAAUUGCUGAAGAAAUGGGCAUUCGGCAGGCCGACGUAUUUUCAAAGGUGAGACCUCCCAAGUACCCCUAA